AUGCCGACUACACCUCCACGGGAGUCGCACAAACUUCCAGUAGAGAUGAAUCUUCGUCUCCAACAAGAAAUCAGUCCUUCUCCUACCCUGUUAGGCAGUUCAUCUCUGCAUGCGAUGGAAAAGGAUCAUCUGCCUCCACAACCCAUCUGCCACAAAACUAUGUGUGUGGUGUGGACAUGUAAUUAUAUUUUUCAAUACAAUACAUCUGGUAGUAACAAACAGCAUGUGACCACAAAGAAUACUGCAAAGCUUGAUCGUGAGACUGAAGAACUGAAACACGAAACCAUUCCAUUGGACGUUGGCAAGUUGAUUCAGCAAGGGCGUCAAGCUAAAGGACUCAGACAGAAGGAUCUUGCUACAAAAAUCAAUGAGAAACCACAGAUUCCAAAGAGAGCUCGUCAGCUCGUUGAUAAUAUGGAUAGGACAGACCUCGGAGAUGACAGACUCAUGGGCAAAGAUGGCCGUUCCACCACACUUGCUCUCAGAUCUGCAAAUACUACAAACCAUAACAAACAGCAUGUGACCACAAAGAAUACUGCAAAGCUUGAUCGUGAGACUGAAGAACUGAAACACGAAACCAUUCCAUUGGACGUUGGCAAGUUGAUUCAGCAAGGGCGUCAAGCUAAAGGACUCAGACAGAAGGAUCUUGCUACAAAAAUCAAUGAGAAACCACAGGUGAUUACUGAUGAACGGAUUGCGAGCAAGAGGGUCAGCGGUCGCGCGCGCCAGAAGGGCUACAUAUUUUAA
Molecule: messenger RNA, 747 nt
Organism: Acanthoscelides obtectus
Lineage: Eukaryota; Metazoa; Arthropoda; Insecta; Coleoptera; Chrysomelidae
Source: the annotation of a GenBank genome assembly